UCAGCGUGAGAGCCACGCAGCGAUUCGCCGACGCCCCCGCUUAGAUAAAGAGAGAGAGGAAGAAGGAGAACCGGGAACGAGAAAGAGAGGGCGAGCGGUGGAGAGGAGCCAACACCAACAAUUAGACGCCUUUAGACGCUCCAUAAUGCUAAUGGCGUUGACAGUGCUCAUCAUCAUCGCAGCGCGGCCACCGCAAUCGUUUCGUUACCGCGUACCGUUAUCCGUACCGCCACCGUCAAUCGCCGCCGUCAAUCGUCCAUCGAAGCGGUACGGUCACGCUCCAAUCGCCGCGUCGUCGCCGCUCCAGUUUAUCAAUGUCAAUCGCCGACGGAUGCCAACCGCUGGAGCAUCGCAGAUACAAAGCCAUAGCUAUAGCUAUCUGAUCUGAAAAACAGUGCGUGUGUGCUUAUCUACUAUCUAGUAACCAGAAACUAGUAACCACCGUACGCGAUCGUGUUUCCAUAACCCCAACCAUACGAAGAUCGAUCAAUACUCCCGUUUCCGAUUCUUUUAAAAUUUUGCUGUUUUCCAAUUGAUAAUAGGGUAGAGACUUCGACUUGAGAGAGUUCGAGUUUGAGAAGUUGGGCAGUGCUUUAUUUACUUUUUCAAUCGAAUAAACCCCUACCAAAUGGUCACCUGCGGUCGGCAAACGUUCAACAUGCUGCCCAUGGCGCCGACGAGUCCUUUUGUCAGCAACAGCUCCUCGAUGGCCGCGACCUCCACUUCCGUUUCCGCCAGCACAGUUUCCGCUUCGGCAGUAGGCAGUAAGCCCAAGCUGGCCUUCAGCAUCGACUCGAUCGUGGGCGAGUCCUCGACGAGAUCGGCUCCCUUGAGGGUCAGUGUGAUAUCAUCGCCACCGCCGCGCAGCGAAAGUCCCGCCUCGCCGACGAACACAAACAACAGUGGCCGGCGCACGCCCCGCGGAUAUAUUUACUGCCGAAGGCGGGAUUCGCUGGACAGAUCGCGAAGUCCACAGAGAUCGCCGGUCAGCCACUCGCCAACGCCUCCGAAUGCCGGUGGAAAUCCCCCAGCGGCGGCCAUCCACAGUCCUCCAAAAUCAGCGGACUUACCCCAGGCAACUGGAAAUCCACCCGCCCCAAUUGGAACCCUCAUCCGUCCGAUGCCGUUGCCGGCGCCAAAUCUAGCUUUAAUCCAGAACCGCACCUCGCCGAACAGCAUUGCGGUUCGAAUGGCGGGUCCGCCCCACCCGCCACCGCCUCCGUUCCUCGCCGCCCAGUUCCAAAUGGCCGCUGCACUAGCCCAUCACCACCAGCAGCAGCAGCAGCAGCAACAGCAGCAGCAUCCGCCCGUGCCAACCGGACCGCCACAUGGUCCGCAUCCGCAUCUGCCGCCCGGCCAAAUUCCAAUGGGUAUUUUCCCGGGCGGACCGCACCCGGGACAUCCGCCGCCCCACGGUCAUCACCCCUUUGGAAGCGCUCCACAUCUGAUCCGUGAUAGCUAUCCGCUGUAUCCAUGGCUGCUCAGUCGACACGGACGCAUUUUUCCAAGAUUUCCGGGCAAUUUCCUGUUCCAGCCAUUCCGCAAGCCGAAACGCGUUCGCACCGCCUUCUCGCCGACGCAGCUGCUCAAACUGGAGCACGCCUUCGAGGGGAAUCACUACGUCGUGGGGGCGGAGCGCAAACAGUUGGCCCAGGGACUCAGCCUGACCGAAACCCAGGUGAAAGUGUGGUUCCAGAACCGUCGCACCAAGCACAAGCGGAUGCAGCAGGAAGGUGGCGAUGGGAGCGACACCAAGAGCAACAAGGGCAGCUCCUCGGGAGGCGGAGGGGGUGGCGAUGGGGAGGAUGAUGCCAAGCACGAUGGAUCGCAGCACAGUUACGAUGAUGCCGAAGAUCCGGAGGAGGACGACGAGAUCGAGGAGGAUGACGAGGACGAGGUGAUCGACAUGGAUGACUAUGGCAGCGAAAUGGAUGCGGAGGAGCACCAGCGACUGCGGGAGCAAUUCCAGCAGCAAUUGGCCCAGCACCAGCAACAGUUCCUCCAGCAGCAGCAGCAAAGCCCGGUGGACGCAGCCACCCUCAGUCCGCAGCAGCAGCAUCAGUUGCUGCAGCAGCACCAGCAACAUCUGCAGCAGCAACACCAGCAGCAACAGCAGCACUUCAUCCAGCAGCAACAACUUUAUCUGCGCGAAAGGGAGCGGGAGAGGGAGCGGGAAAAGUCCCGAGAGAGGGAAAGGGAGCGGGAAAAGUAGUAGCUAAUAGUUGCUAAACAGCUAACUCCGCUAUUUUGUGUUCCUUUGAUUUCAUGUAAAUUAUUUGUCAUCUGUAUAGCUUAAUUUAAAUUGUUUACUAC
Molecule: messenger RNA, 2313 nt
Organism: Drosophila elegans
Lineage: Eukaryota; Metazoa; Arthropoda; Insecta; Diptera; Drosophilidae
Gene: E5
Product: homeotic protein empty spiracles
Exons: 4
Coding region: 629-2212 (527 amino acids)
Biological process (GO): central nervous system development; regulation of DNA-templated transcription; brain development
Molecular function (GO): DNA binding; DNA-binding transcription factor activity, RNA polymerase II-specific
Source: RefSeq, a predicted model, not a curated record